This is a messenger RNA of Spirometra erinaceieuropaei, 8218 nucleotides long. Lineage: Eukaryota; Metazoa; Platyhelminthes; Cestoda; Diphyllobothriidea; Diphyllobothriidae. The record is from the annotation of a GenBank genome assembly.
AUGGUCAAGAACUUCCUAAGAGAACCCACUGCCAAGGAAAGCGAAGAGACGAGUCCCAGGAGGUACGCUUGCUGGAACAAGAGCUUUAUUCACCUGACGGUUCGGACUCCUGCCCGAACCCAUCAUCAGAGACAAUAGUAGAUAUCCCGUGUCUGUUUCUGUCUCUGAUGGUGAAUUAGAGCAGGAAUCCGAGACGUCAGGUGAAUAAAGCUCUUGACCCAGCGCUUGUUUUACCUUCUUCAGAACCCACUGCGUCGACAGAAACCUUCAAAAACGGUCGAUGCCGGAGAGUUUUGACGGCAGCGGUCAGUCUGGACACCAUCAGCAGCAGGGUGUUCACCGAAAUUGUGUAGGAUGCCUUUGGCUACCACGACAUUCACCGAGGUUGAAUGGACACUGGGGUCUUACAUGGUAGUGCCCCAGCUCAUCGCCUGCGACUAAGAUAGAAGUUUUUAGACAACACCCAACCUCCCGCCUGCGGUCCCUGAACUACCUUUCCACUGUCAGCGGCCCGGAUACAAAUUCCCUCGAAAAUAUUUUGAUGCUUACCAAAAGGAAGUAGCACAAGGCAGGCAAGGACCUACCAGUGCAAGACAAGCUUGAUUUUAUGCUUGGUGAAAACACUGACCGAAUGGCUAUGGAGAACUUGGCUGUUCCCUUGUCUGACAGACCCAAUAAUGCAUUACACGCAAAAGAACAGUCAAAACUGUACGCAUAUUGUGUAUUUGUCAUCCUUUUUCAUUGCUUUCUCGUUGUGAUGCAGUGCCGUUCGCUAUGCACCCGUAUUUACAGUCUUAAACAAAUCACAUGUAAUUUGUCUGUUUUCCAUAAUCCCGAGUUUCUGUAAAAGAAAUGUGUUUCUAGGUUGUUGAAUAGUCGUUUCUGAACCAAACUCUGCCUCCUUUUGAAUGCUGAUCGUUCUUUUCAUGAUAAAAAUCGCAGUGGGAGAAAUUCAUAACGCCUACUGCAUCUGUGGAAGAAUACUAAAGUUACGGAAAAAAAUGUGACUUGAGGUUUUGCCAGCCGCGUAAUUUCCAACGUUGCAAGUGACACCUUCGACCAAAACGCGCCUGCACUUUUUCAGGAAACCUGAUCUUUAGAUGCGCACAAAAAUCGGAAUGUUUAAAGGUAUCGGACGAUUUCAGCAGGUUUGUGAUCCAUAGAUGGCCGGCUACUCAAAAUGUAAGUGUCACAAGUCACUGCCAAAGGAAAAUCGAGGUCACUGUGCACGAACGUUAUGCAGUACAGUUGGCGAAGUCCUGCUUGUCCUUAUUCUGACGGCGUUUAUAGUUUAUCGAAUUUCGAAGGAUUGUAUUUUCCCGAGGUCCGACCGCGACUACGACACUAAACCUAACCCAAAACCUACUACAAACCCUAGCUCUAAUCCUAGGCCUAACCUUAACCCUGACUCAAAUUCUAACCCCAACCUUAACCUUAACCAUGACCCCAACCCUAGCCCUGAUUCCAAAUCAGAUCUAAACGCUAAACAUAAGCCUAAACCGCAACCGAAACACUAAUUCUAACCGGAAGCCUUAAACUGAACACAAAUCCUAACCCUGAACUCAUUUCUCAGCCUGAAACUAGCCCAAACCCUAAAACUGUCCGAUCACUUGUCGACCUCUCCCCUCAUACUUUGAUGGUAUUGGCGAUUGUUUGAGAAGCAUUACGACCAUGUUUGAACUCAUGCAAGAAAAGAAAACGCACUUCUUUAUAAAGGGCUUGUAUGCUUUAAAAUUGUGCCUUAACGAAAUAAUAGGAGAAUUAUCAAAGAGUACGCAUUACUCAUUAAGCCCGUAAAACCUAGUGUAAAACACCACAAAAUAGCAACUACUUUUAAUUUUUAAAAAAACUAGUCAAAAGAUCAGCGAGUAUUUUCCGAAGAACCCGAUAUCACAAUAUGGUGCCAUGGCCUGUUUUAUGAGUUUGAACUCCAGACACUGGCAUGAAGACUUAACUUACCGUGGCGGGACUGACUUAUGUAUGUGGACGUCUAAACGGAACAUGGAAACAGGAGCACUCCGCCCAAGUAAUAAAGGUGAACCUGUUCAUAAUUCUAGAAAUGGCAAAAUAUCCCCACAUCCUAACCCUAACAAUAACCCUUAUAUAAAAAUAAACCGUUACUCUAGUCGUGUCCCCAACCCUACGCCGACCCUUAACUCUGCAGUUAACACUGCCCCCUGCCUUAACCCUAAACUUGGUCCUGGCUUACCUUACCGUUAACUUUAAAUCUGACCUUGAACCGAAUUUUUAACUUAACCCUAACCCUAAUUUCACUGGAAGUUGGUCCAAAACCGCCCGUAUUGCAGGCGUUCCCUGUUCUAAUGUCCUGUUUGGGGACCGCAUAAGCCAGUCCUACCCUUACCAUUUCUAACGCUCUCAUUGCCCUCAGCAAUUGGUUCAGGCCAAUAAACACCGCUCACGCCUGAUGUUUGAUUGCAGUUAAUUAAUUUUGCACAAAUCCGGCCACCACCGUGUCAGUCCCUGGUCCUCUUAAGGCAGCGAGGGCUGGCCGACACCCCCUGGUCUGGUGGUAAGGUCUUGUUGGCUGUCCUGCUAUCAGGUCACGCCCGCGUGCAGAGCAUGGGAGAGACCCUAUUGGCUGUCGCAUACGCCUGAUCUGAUUGGUCCGAUCCUCCCUUGCACCCAGCGGCUACGAGUAAAGGCGAGGACUACUUGCAGGGCGACCAUUCUGGUCUGCGAGAAGGCACUGCAGUGGCUGUUUAAGGUUGGCGGGAUUACUACCAUGCACCGAUCGCGAGCAAGAUCAUCAGUCCUCCGUGGUCUUCCACCAGCUGCUUUGGUCUGCGGCAUAAGCAGGCACGUCUUUCGUGCCAAGUGCGGUGGACCUGCCUGCGGUGGCUGCCGUCAUUUGUCAGCCAAUCACCAAAAGCAGCUGAGUCAGGACUCCGAGAAGGUUCAGCGCAUUUUACAGCUUCAGCCGCGGGUGUCCGUCAGCGCGACCGUGAGGCCGACCUUGGAGACACGCAAAGUUAGUUGCCCUUUGGUAUUCGUGGAAUCUUUAACUCAAUUGGAAGUAAGUAGACCCGAAUGUCCGAGAGUCUCCACUGCGGACGCCAGAAUGAGAACGGGUAGGGCAGGGGAAUAUGAGUCCCAGGUCAGACGCGAUGAGAAGAAGCCCGCAACUAGCCCUCUUAGCAGAGCUGCCCCACGAACAGCAGGUGAUGACUGUCAGAUUUAAUUGUGGCACCAGAGAGUGGUCACGCGGUUGUAAACUAGGCGAAGUGCCCAGUCAAACAGUGGACAGCCUUCCUGAUCAUUUCGUACUGACCUACAAACGCCCUUUUGACGGCCGAAAUGGAGGUUACUCUUAGGAAUGAUAAAAAAGAAACUGCCUUCGUGAUGAAUCACGCACACUACGUCAGCUAUUGAGUUUAGAUAUAUAUGUAUAUGCAUAUAUAUACAGUGCGUGACCUAUCUCAUGAAAUGUUGGCUGAAAUUCUGAAAUGCGUUUUCGAUUAGGAAGGAUUACUUGGUCGCGGUUGUAAUACUGAUUAUCAUAAGGCAUACUCUUAGAACACUUCAGACUCGGCAAAAUGUCGGCUUUUAAAUACACUUCUUUUAAAUCUCCUGUAGAAAGCGUGCUCGGCAAAAAUGACUACUUAAGAAGCAUGCAUUUUUCCCAUCGAUUUUCGAUGGUCUUGGAAAUUCAAAUAUAUUUUAUAGAAACCGUGAACAAAAAUAUGCUUUCUUUUAAUCAAUCAAUAGAGAAUCACGUCUUCUUUAUAUUUUAUACUUAAGGAAGGAGGAUAAUUCGGUUUUAAAAAAAUUUUCUAAUUGCCGAAAAAUUUGGAGCCUGAUCAUUCGUUGCAUUAGCGCUUAGUUAUUACACUCUACAAAGUGCAUGCGUUCCGCGAAAAGAAAAUCCCAUACUUUUUUAUGUCAUUAAAAAGAUAUCAUACAGGGUCCAUAAAAUUUUGCAAUGGAUGCGGACCAUGUUGUACAUUUCAUGAGGAGCAGUGGUAAACGGCCAGGUACGAUGCUAUGUGAAUGGACAUAUCGCGGUUUUAAAAAGUCUCAUAAUUAGAAACUUUUUUUAAAACCUAAUUAUUCUCCUUCCUUAAGUAUAAAAUAUAAAGAAGACGUGAUUCUCUAUUGAUUGAUUAAAAGAAAGCAUAUUUUUGUUCACGGUUUCUAUAAAAUAUAUUUGAAUUUCCAAGACCAGCGAAAAUCAAUGGGAAAAAGGCAUGCUUCUUAAGUAGUCAUUUUUGCCGAGCACGCUUUCUACAGGAGAUUUAAAAGAAGUGUAUUUAAAAGCCGACAUUUUGCCGAGUCUGAAGUGUUCUAAGAGUAUGCCUUAUGAUAAUCAGUAUUACAACCGCGACCAAGUAAUCCUUCCUAAUCGAAAACGCAUUUCAGAAUUUCAGCCAACAUUUCAUGAGAUAGGUCACGCACUGCAUGUGUAUCAAGUGAAUAGUUUCAGAAAUUACUCAGUGCAGGACCUGGAGUUAAAUCUCCGGGACAUGUAUUUUUAGGGUCAGAACCAAAAUUUCAAUGAACAUUCGAGUCGAAGACAAUCAACUACUGUGGAAUAACCACGUAAUACCCAUUCUACAAACAAGUAGUACUACGAGUAGUAUGAAUUCUAUAUGGUGGUUAUUCCACAGUAGUUGAUUGUCUUUGACUCGAAUAUUUAUUGAAAUUUCGGUUUUGACCCUAAAACGUCAUGUCCCGGAGAUUUAACUCCAAGUCCUGCACUGAGUAAUUUCUGAAAUUAUUCACUUGAUUCCUCUCUGGAGUUCAUAUUACCAGAAAUCGCAUAGAGAACACUGGGGGUCCCACUUAAGAGCAGAACCCCUCGCAGCGGCAGAAUAUCGGCGAACCACGUGCCUGGGCUUUCAGCAAGUAUCUGUGUCGGGAGUACGGUAUAAUACCUUUACCAUAUAUGUGUAUAUAUACUAUCUUGCAUACAUAUACAUAUAUGGUAUAAAAACGCUUAAACAUCAGACUACAGGAUGUGCCCGUCCCGUUUUGUUUCGGAAUUCUUCCUAGAACCGCCGCUGGUAGUCUAAUAGGCGGGAACUGGAUAUGUAAGUCCACCGAGAAAAAAGAGCUCAGGGACUCCUGUAAUACGAGAAGGAUUCUAAUAUCCGUUUUAUCAGCGUGACAAUUAACGGAGUGUGCGGAGGUCAUUCAGAAAACUCAGAUUUCUGCCACCUGUUUGUUUUAACAUUCCAAUGAGGGGUCGGGGCAGACCGCGCAGUUUGAAAGAUGCAAAUUGUGGGCGCACAAACGGGCGGUUUAACAAAAUUUUGUAAUUACGAGUUCUCUUAAGAUCGUGAGAUGCUUAUUCUAAUAGCGCCUUAUGUGUCCAUUUAUUAAUGCUACUUGUGAAGUAUGCAAUGUAGUCCACUUAUUUUGCGAAAUUUUAUGAUUCGUAUGCAAUAUCUUCUUAAUAAAGUCGAUAAAUUCACGAUUUUCCCUACCCUCAAACGAGUACAGGAGGAGUAUUUUUGUGUAGGUUUCUUAUGCAAUUUUUUCGACUUUUAAGGAGCGUCGACAAAUCAGCAGAAAAGUAAUACUACUUAAGUAGCCGUUCUUUAUCGAGUGUAGUUUUUUUGCGGGUGGCUGGGAAGAAGCGCCUUCAGAAGCCCACAUCCCGGCAUAAAUGAUUAUUAAUAGGUAUUUUGGCAGAUUUUGAAUAAUUCAUAUUGACCCAACUAUGAAAAACUCGGCGCCUCGGUGGGAUUCGAACCCACGCAGUAAGGAGAAGGCUUUAGUACAGCCAACGCUUUAACCACUUGAGCUACGAGGCCCCGCCGGACGACUCGAGUUUAAUCACAUUUGGGUCAAGUUUUACCCGCCCAACCUACUGCAACGUCUGGAAUCCACCAAAUCUGAUACAGUGGUUAGAGCGUUGGCUGUAUUAAAGCCUUCUUCUUACUGCGUUGAUUCGAAUCCCACCGAGGCGCCGAGUUUUUCACAGUUGGGUCAAUAUGAAUUAUUUAAAAUCUGCCAAAAUAUCUAUAAAUUACGUGAGUCUAGUAGUCAUCUGGUGGAUUCUAUUUGAAUUACUUAGGAAAUACAGCUUGGGCAGUCAACUUACUGUAUCAGAUUUGGGGGAUUCCAGACGUUGCAGUAAGGUGGGCGGGUAAAUUUGACCCAAAUGUGAUUAAACUCGCGUCGUCCGGUGGGGCCUCGUAGCUCAAGUGGUUAGAGCGUUGGCUGUACUACAGCCUUCUCCUUACUGCGUGGGUCCGAAUCCCACCGAGGCGCCGAGUUUUUCACAGUUAAGUCAGUACGAAUUAUUUAGAAUCUGCCAAAGCAUCUGUGAAAGAGAAUCGUUUAAAUAAUCGGCUCCACUAUCUAGUUAACACCUGCAUUCGCCAAGCGCACCCCCAAGGUCAUUCUUACAUCUACUAUCCGUGCUCUAUUGGACAUGGGAAUUGGAACCCCAGCAAUACAAGUAACCUCGCGUUAAAUUCCAGGGGGCUACCUAUUUUUACGUCACGACUUCAACCGUAGCCCUACUCCUGACCCCUGUGGUAUUUUUCUCAAGGCUACCUAUUAUUAUCGGGGACCCAUAUUCUCCUACCCAACUCCCAUGCAGGUAUUAUGGUGGAUUAAAUUGAGUCCGUCUCUGUGUCCGAACCCUACAUCUCGACCUCUUUGUAAAUCGAUGACGGAAAUCGGUCGACUUACAAAUACAGUAGAUGUGCUAACUCGUGAAAUAUUAACUGAAAUCCUGAAAUGCGUUUUCGACACGAAAAGGCUGUAGUACCAAUUACGGUACAGCACAAUCCCAUGAUAUUUUGGCUACUUUGUCGACUUUUGACCGGAUAUCUUUCUGGCGGGCAGAUUUUGAGACCGAACUGUGAAAAACUCGGCGCCUCGGUGGGAUUCGAACCAACGCAGUAAGAAGAAGGCUUUAGUACAGCCAACGCUCUAACCACUGUGCCAGAUUUGGUGGAUUCCAUACGUUGCAGUAGGUUGGGCGGGUAAAACUUGACCCAAAUGUGAUUAAACUCGAGUCAUCCGGCGGGGUCUCGUAGCUCAAGUGGUUAGAGCGUCGGCUGUACUAAAGCCUUCCCCCCUUACUGCGUGGGUUCGAAUCCCACCGAGGCGCCGAGUUUUUCAUAGUUGGGUCAAUAUUAAUAAAUGAUUAUCUCGUAAGAUAGUAAAUACUACAAUCCCACUUAAGUAAUGCUUUCUAAUCGAAAACGCACUUCAGAAAUUUCGUUGAUAUUUCACGAGAUACGUCACCUACUCUGUAUAAUCGGUAAUAAGUUCUCCUUACCGCACGCUACGUGUAGACGGACUGUGUAACUUUGUCAGUCCCUACGCCCGAGUCCACCUCCUUUCGCGCUGACAUUGUCUCACCAUUGAAGCAAGGAGGGUGAUAGAGAGAGAGCGCGAUAGAUGAAGGGAAGGUCAGGCUCACUGUAAAUUUAUUCACGCGCAAGCCACCAGUGUUGCCCUCGGUGGGUUUCGUCGCUUGCGACAGUCGAACGGUCACAUGUUCGGGCAUCUCGAGCAGGCUAGACGACCUGUUGUCUCUCUGUGUGUGUGUGUCUACUUUUGAAGUGUUUAGUCAUCCUGGCCCUGCCAACUGCUCCAAGUUGCUUGGUGGUUUUAUGCUCCCCACCUGAUAGUCUUGAAUGAGGCUGCGAAGCAAAACGAAAGGGGUGUAUGCUCCAGAUUCUGGACAUUGUCCGUACGCCCCCAGGAGCCCACGGAUUCCCUUCCCCCGCCGCUUCUGGCUGAGGCGUACUGUCUAACCAGUAAUCAGUAUGGAGUUUUCGUCUGCCUAUUUUGCGGUGAAACUACCUACUUUGUGCAGGAGCGUGUUGAGUCCCAAAACUGGGACAGAUCACGUGAUCUGCCUGUUCACCAAGACCGCUCUAAGGUGCACUAGACUGAAACGAGGUCCCGCGUGUUCAUGAAAUACGGACUGCAGCGGGACUGCAUGAGAUCUUAGCUAUUGCCGUGCGUGGCUGGAACAGACCACUGGCGCGUGGGUGUCGAAGUACGAUAUGUCGACAACUCGAAAGUCCCCAAAUCAGAAGACGGGGAAGACAGUUGUGUUAUGAUUUUUGCCAGAUAUGUCGUCAGGUAUUCCCCUCCGACUAAUUUCCCCGCUCCUCCUGCUCCUCCUGCUCCUCCUCCUCCUGCUGCUGCUGCUGCUGCUGCUGCUGCUGCUGCUCCUCCUCCUCCUCCUCCUCCUCCUCCUCCUCCCCCUUUCCCUCCCUCACACUAUUAA